This is a messenger RNA of Bombus pascuorum, 3364 nucleotides long. RefSeq lists its product as uncharacterized. Gene Ontology annotation, molecular function: DNA-binding transcription factor activity, RNA polymerase II-specific; RNA polymerase II cis-regulatory region sequence-specific DNA binding. Gene Ontology annotation, biological process: regulation of DNA-templated transcription. Lineage: Eukaryota; Metazoa; Arthropoda; Insecta; Hymenoptera; Apidae. The record is from RefSeq and is a predicted model, not a curated record. The transcript is spliced from 2 exons. Bases 94 to 3024 code for a protein of 976 amino acids.
AAGAACGAAAGUAAGCUGAAACAAAAAGGUAACGGUGCUAAAGUGACGAAAUCAACAAAAUCGAAACAAAAGCGUUCACCCAAGAAGAAUAUCAUGCAAUGUCCUAUUUGCGAGUUCACAACGUACGACAGAGCACAGUUCUCGAUUCAUUUAACGGCACAUUCUACGUUAAGAAAAGACACUUCAGAAGCGUUAAGAUCCAUGGUUAACCAGUUGACAGAAGAAUCAGCAUCUAAUGCAGUUGAAAACAAAUCGGAGUUAACUCAAGGCGAAUGUUCCAAAGAGCAAGCAGACGAGGAGCCGGGACUCCGAGUUCCACGAUUAAAUUCGCAAGGCAAAGUGAAAACUUUUAAGUGUAAACAGUGUACUUUUAUAGCCAUAACCAAACUCGAAUUCUGGGAGCAUAGUCGGUGUCAUAUUAAGGCUGAAAAGCUCUUAUCCUGCCCUAAGUGUCCUUUCGUCACCGAGUAUAAACAUCAUUUGGAAUAUCACCUGCGGAAUCAUCUUGGCUCAAAGCCGUUCAAAUGCAGCAAGUGUCCAUAUUCAUGUGUGAACAAAUCGAUGCUUAAUAGCCAUCUUAAAUCUCACUCGAAUGUCUACCAAUAUAGAUGCGCCAACUGUUCAUAUGCCACCAAGUACUGUCACUCGUUGAAACUUCAUUUGAGAAAGUAUGACCACGAUCCGGCGAUGGUGUUGAAUGCGGAUGGUUCGCCGAAUCCACUUCCUAUUAUAGAUGUAUAUGGAACACGUCGUGGUCCGAAACCAAAGGCGACCAAGUCUCCUGAUGAUGAUCCAGACCCGAGCACCGGUGUUGACAGUAACGCUCAAGUUCCAGCUUCUUCACCUCAAUUAGAGUUUCCACAGGAAGUGUCUCCGAUUAACCAUCAGUUAUCGAUAUAUGCAAUAAAUGACUUGAACAUUAUAAAUGCAGCGAACGCUGCAAAUACUUUGAACGGUACAAACAACUUAAACAUCGCAAAUAACUUGAAUGCAGCGAAUAUUAUUAACGUUGCAAAUACUUCAAGCAGCGCAAGCCCUUUGAACAUCGCAAAUAACUUGAAUGCAGCGAAUAUUAUUAACGCUGUAAGUAUUUCGAACAGCGUAAGCCCCUUGAACAUCGCAAAUAAUUUCAAUGGACCGGAUAAUUUUAACGUUGCAAAUAAUUCAAACAAUGUAAGUCCCUUGAAUAUCGCAAAUAACUUCAAUGGAGGUAAUGCUUUUAACAUCGCAAGCACUAUGAACAACGCAGGACCCUUGGACGCCGCAAAUAUCUUCAAUGGAGCAAAUGCUUUCACUGGCGGAAACCCAUUGAACAUCGCGAACAAUAUCAGUGCAGCAGCGACUGCUUUCAACAUUGCAAAUUCUUUGAACAACGGAAACCCUUUGAACACUGCAAAUAAUUUCAAUGCAGCGAAUAUUUUAAAUCUUGUAAAUACUUUGAAUGGCGGAAACACCUUGGCCAUUGCAAAUAAUUUCAAUGCAGCGAAUAUUUUGAAUGUCGUAAACACUUCGAUUGGAGGAAUCACUUCGAAUGGCGCAAGCACUUCGCAUGCCGCAAGCACUUCGCAUGCCGCAAGCACUUCACAUGGCGCAAGUACUUCACAUGGCGCAAGCACUUCGCAUGACGCAAGCACUUCGCAUGGCGCAAGCACUUCGCAUGGCGCAAGCACUUCGCAUGGUGCAGGCACUUCGAAUGGUGCAGGCACUUCGAAUGGCGCAGGCACUUCGCAUGGCGCAAGCACUUCGCAUGCCGCAAGCACUUCGUAUGACGCAAGUACUUCGCAUGGCGCAAGCACUUCGUAUGACCCAAGCACUUCGUAUGGCCCAAGCACUUCGUAUGGCGCAAGUACUUCGCAUGGCGUAAGUACUUCGCAUGGCGCAAGCACUUCGUAUGGCGUAAGUACUUCGCAUGGCGCAAGCACUUCGUAUGGCGUAAGUACUUCGCAUGGCGCAAGCACUUCGUAUGACCCAAGCACUUCGUAUGGCCCAAGCACUUCGUAUGGCCCAAGCACUUCGUAUGGCGCAAGUACUUCGCAUGGCGCAAGUACUUCGUAUGACCCAAGCACUUCGUAUGGUCCAAGCACUUCAUAUGGCGUGAAUAACUUUAACACUGCAAAUAUCUUGAACGGCGCGUUUAAUUUGAACGGAGCAAAUACUUUAAGUAAUGCGCAUAUCCUCAACUUUCCGAAUAUAUUGAACUGUGCGAACAUAUUGAACGAUACUAAUAUGUUGAACAAUGUUAUUAUGUUAAACGCUGCCAUCUUGAAUGGCGUCAACAUGUUGAACGCAAAUAUUGCGAGCAGUGCCACCUCCGCAAAGGGACUCAACGAAGUCAUACAGAAUCAAUCAUUCAUGGAUUUCCCAUACAAUCAGAUAUUCGCUCGCUUCCAUUUAAUGCCCUUCCUCGCUGCCAAGGGCAACAAUAUCAUAAAAGAAUUCGACCGAAUACAAUCUAAAAUGAUGAUGGACUACUUGAGAAUGUUAAACGGAGAAAGGGUGAUGGACAAUUCACCUGAAAAGCUAGUCGCCGAUGAGGACAUUGAUUCAGAUGAUGAUGAGACACUUCGCAAUAUGAUUUCCACUCAGCCUGAUUUGAUGAACAUUAUAGAUGAAAUAGAGGAGGCACCUUUAGACCUUAGUAAAUCCAGUACUUCUAAUAAUUUUCAACGAUCAAAAUCUAAAGGUACUAGCAGGCGCAAGGGAAAAGCUGUGAAACUGGAUCGUCAAGUGGUCGAGGAAUCCGAUGAAGAAGAAUCAUAUGAGCAACAGGAACGAUCGUCCGAGCUUUCAACUCCCAAUGACUUUAGUUCCUUUGGGCAAACAGGUUACGACUGCAGCAAGUUUACACUGAACCAGAAAAUCAUUUGUCAACAUUGUAACAUUGUGUUUGCUAACCUAGUGAUGUAUACUAUCCAUAUGGGGUAUCACGGUGAAAACGAUCCUUACACUUGCAAUGUUUGCGGCGUUCAGUGUGGCAACAAAGCAUUCUUCUUCUUGCAUGUUGCCGGAUCAAAACAUUGGUAGAUUUCUUAAACAGUAAAUCUGCGAUAAACUCUGAUCGAGUUUUAUAUAACUCUCGAGAAGAAGAUCGAACGAUUUUUCUUCGAACUUGUCUGAUCAUAUUGCUCGGGUGUAGAGUCCAAAGUACCGGAUGUGACUGAAUCCGACGGAACACUCGAGCCUAGUUCUUUUUCUAAUGCUUCAAGCUACACGUAAUGGUGAACACGCUAAUUUGAAAGAAUAAACCUGAAAGAAUAAUGUGUCAUGAUCGUUAAGAAAUUCCAUCUUUCGUGUUAUUCGCUUAAGCAACUGAAUGCGUAGCUGAUUGUUACAGAUAUUAAAAGGGACUAUAGAUAGGAUAUCU